CGUGUGCAAAGCUCAUGAAACGUCAUAGAGGCCUGUCAGGGGAAGUUGUCAUUUCCAUCUAAGCCAUCCUAGGGAGGUAGCCUCGGGGCUCCGUGGCAGCGGUGCGUGGGCCUGCUCACCUGAAGAUCUCACCGUACCCAUGAGCGGUAAAAGUUGCUUCAAGUGUGGACGCUCUGGCCACUGGGCCCGGGAGUGUCCUAAGGGAGGAACUCGAGGGCGAACAGCAAGAGGUCGUACCAGAGGUCCCCAGUGCAGCUCCGCCAGCCAGUCCGAUGUUUGUUAUCGCUGUGGUGAAACCGGUCACUACGCCAAGGACUGCGAUCUUCUCCAAGACACCUGCUACAACUGCGGGAGAAGAGGCCAUAUAGCAAAGGACUGUACCCAGGCGAAACGAGAGCGGGAGCAGUGCUGUUACAUCUGUAGCCGACCUGGUCAUCUGGCUCGGGACUGCGACCGGCAAGAAGAACAGAAAUGCUACACUUGUGGUGAAUUUGGGCACAUCCAGAAAGACUGUACCCAAAUCAAGUGCUACAGAUGUGGUGAGAACGGCCACAUGGCGGUGAACUGCAGCAAGACAAGCGAAAUCAGCUGCUACCGCUGUGGCGAGUCUGGACAUCUGGCCCGGGAAUGCCCCAUUGAGGCUACCGCUUAGUACCCUCCCUUAAAUCCUCUCCUUUACUCUUAGUUACGCUAUUUCUAACAUUUCUUUACUAACCAAAAAGGUGAUAGAUGGAAAGUUACUCCUAUGCCAUUAUAAUUACCAUCGUAAAACAGGAAAAGACUUUGGGGGAGGGAGGGGAGCAGCCCGUCAAAAAUGUUAUAAUCGAUGUGCUGUUUGGUUGCCACAAAGAAAUUCACGGAGAGCACAACCAUUUUUGAACGGGACACAACUUUGAGCAUGCUUCAUUUUGACACACUAAAUUAGAAACUGCUAGUGAAAAAUCACAACAAGUUUGGAACAUCGCCUUUGAGUUUACUAACAAACAAUAUAUAUGUGUGUCACAUAGAGAUAAACCUCCUUGAAGCA
Molecule: messenger RNA, 1027 nt
Organism: Apodemus sylvaticus (European woodmouse)
Lineage: Eukaryota; Metazoa; Chordata; Mammalia; Rodentia; Muridae
Product: CCHC-type zinc finger nucleic acid binding protein-like
Exons: 1
Coding region: 140-652 (170 amino acids)
Biological process (GO): positive regulation of cytoplasmic translation
Cellular component (GO): cytoplasm
Molecular function (GO): mRNA binding; translation regulator activity; single-stranded RNA binding
Source: RefSeq, a predicted model, not a curated record